Messenger RNA from Zootoca vivipara (common lizard), 2550 nucleotides. Its product is annotated as THO complex subunit 1. The record is from RefSeq and is a predicted model, not a curated record. Lineage: Eukaryota; Metazoa; Chordata; Lepidosauria; Squamata; Lacertidae. Gene Ontology annotation, biological process: signal transduction. Gene Ontology annotation, molecular function: protein binding.
ACCUCCGACCCCCACAGCCUUGGCACCGCCCCGCCCCAACUUCCUGGACUAGUCGAGGCUGCAUCUCCCGUUCCACCGCGGCGCAGGAAUCGAAAGCAGCCGCUGUGCGGAAGCAGCAGCAGCGCUGUUGCAGCCCGCCUUUCCGCGCGCCCUCUGCUCCUCACGUCACUAGGAAGAGGAUUUCCCGCGUGGUUCUUUGUCUAGGAAAAGUAACUGUGUGUGUGUGUUUAUCUGGACUGGGCAGCACCCGCUCCUUCCAUGGCGGCUGCGAGAGAACGGUUGCUGCAGAUCCUCGAGGAUCUGACAGCCGAAGAGUUCCGCAAAUUCGUUUUCCACCUGGAAUCCAUCCCGGACCGAUCUGUCCGAAUCCCUCGAGGGAAGCUGGAGAAAGUCUCGCCGGUCGAGCUAGCCGAGCUGCUUGCGCGGUAUUUUCCCGGGAAAGAAUUAGAAGUCGCCGCCCACGCGCUGGGAAAGAUACCCAGGAGGGAUCUUCUGCGGGACCUAGGCGACGUAGCAGUGGGCGAUCGCCCGAGCGGAAGGGGUACCCCUGUGAUAGACCUCGUGGAAGCAGCUGCAGUGCAACCCAGUUGCGUCUCACAGCAGCAGCUGAUGAAGCUAGCCAGGAAGUUGGGCAGGAAAUGGAAGACGAUUGCCAUCGAGUUCCUGGAGGUGGAAAAUUCACGCUUGGAGCAGAUCGAAGAGGAGAAUCACAAGGACGUGGUCAUGCAAGCUUUCUACAUGCUUUGUGAAUGGAGGAACCGUGAAGGAGGGAAGGCCACUGCAGCCAAUUUAUACCUUAUUCUCGACCAGGUUGGAGUGAAUCUUGACCAUGAUGCAUAUGCGUUCCUGAGAGAGUGUGCCUGAAAGAGUUCUUGAAAGGCAGAAGGCCACCCAACAGUCUUCUCCAGCAACUCAGGCUCUCCAGAUACCUUUCCCAAUGCAAGUGAACACAGAUUGUAAUGAUUUGUUGACUGAUGUUUACGCUCAUAUGGCUGAGCUGUGAGGGGGGGUGGGGGGGUGUUCGAAAUCAGCCAAGUGCCAGGCACAUUUUGCACCUGACUAUUGGCCACAUGCAGGGACGCAGGUGGCGCUGUGGUCUAAACCAGAGAACCUAGGGCUUGCCGAUCAGAAGGUUGGCGGUUUGAAUCCCCGCGAUGGGGUGAGCUCCCAUUGUUCGGUCCCUGCUCCUGCCCACCUAGCAGUUCGAAAGCACGUCAAAUGAAAGUAGAUAAAUAGGUACCGCUCCGGCGGGAAGGUAAACGGCGUUUCCGUGUGUUGUUCUUGUUCGCCAGAAGCUGCUUAGUCAUGCUGGCCACAUGACCCGGAAAAACUGUCUGCAGACAAGCGCCGGCUCCCUCCGCCUAUAGAGCGAGAUGAGCGCCGCAAGCCCAGAGUCGUCCAUGGCAGAGUAUAUAUUCCAGCACAUAUUAAAACAGAGUAAGAAUAAGCUCCUUCAAAAAGUGGAUGACCUGGUAUAAUGGUAGCCAGGGUGUUUGUGGCACUUUCAGAAGUAUUUUAAUGGAAUUGCUCUCCAGAGAGGUUCCAUUCUUAGAGAAGUCCCUCAAUCUAAGUAAUCCCUGCUUCUUCCAACCGAGCCUGAGUCUAUCUUUGUUGAAAAAAGAGGGGUGGUAAGCCAGAGGAAGGAAGUUGUUCAGUUCUGUGGGAGUCCCCCCCUCAAGCUGGUUUGAGAGCAGAGCUCACUCAGCAAGGUGUCUACCAAUAUUGUGCACCAGAACCACUGUUAGAAACCCAAAUAUAUAAGCUAGGCGCCAAAUGGCUCCUUAAAUCAGGGUUACAGUUGCCAAAACAGAAUGUCUAGUUGCCAUUUGGGGGCAAGACGGCUCUAAAGUCCUAUUUUUCAAAGGAUGCACUGACUGAUUGAUUAGAAUCUGGCUGGUUCAGAUGACAACCUUGAGCUAGGUUAAGAGCUUUGAGACCUUAAAGAAGAGAAGUAACUUGAUCCAGGGACAGUCCACAUAUACAUUGGCCUAUUCUGACCUCUUUUUCUCAAUGGUGACAAGGGCCAUUCAUAAUGUAAAAAUAUUCUUCACAACUGUGACCAGGGCAGUGGGACAGGGUAAGUGAUGGGCAGUCCCCCAUUGAGAUGGGCAGAGUAUAUAUAUAAAAAUGUAGGCAUUGCGCGUGCGGAGGUCACAGCCUUUCUCCGUAACUGCUGAACCGUAAUGUAACAAAUUUGGCCACAACGUUCCAUGCCCAUCAGGGAAGGAUCUGACAUAAUUCCCCCCCAAAAAAAACCACACCUUUCACACCUAAAAUAAUGAUUAAACACAAAAAAGUGGCACCCAAAUUAGACGUCACCACCAGAAGCUCUGUAGACUCCAGCAGCAUCCAAUAGAAAGGCAGUUCGCACGCUGCUGCCUCAAAAGCUGCGCCACCAGAUGACAUCACAAAAUUCCGCACCAACCAACUCAAAACAGUCCGUUUGCAGCAACAUGGCCCAGCUUUUUCAAUAGGCCGCAGCAUUGCCCAGCAGGGAAAAAUGAGUAGCCCGCACCAUUCAGUAGGCCACAGGCAAAAACAAACAGAAUA